AUGGCAGAGUGCAAAGUUCCAGAAUCGAUGGUGCCACUCAUCUUUUGUAGGCUGCCUCCGAAGUCUCUGAUGCGAUUCAAGUGCAUUCAGAAGUCAUGGAAUUCUCUGAUCAAUAGUCGCCAUUUCGUAGCCGAGCAUCUCCGCUUUCACAACAACCUUUCAUCCUCAACUACCAUCCUUCUAAGGCGUCCUGUUAGCUGCAGAGACAUCGUUUGUUCUUUGCUUACUCUUCGCAGUGAGAGGGAUGGACAAGAGGAUAACCUAAAUUUUGACAUUGAGGACAUCCAUUUUCCGCCUUCAAUUGGUCUGAUAACUAGGGCACAAUUUAUUGAGAAUCAUGGUCACACCCGUGAUUGUGCAGAUAUUGUAGGUCAUUGUUGUGGGAUAAUCUGUCUCUCUCUUUAUCAUCCAAGCGACCUUGUCUUAUACAAUCCAGCAAUCAAGGCAUUCAAGCUUAUACCUGAGCCUUGCCUCCCAGGCCUCCGUGAGAUAGAUUUUCGUUCUACUGCAUUUGGUUAUGAUCCCGUUUCCGAAGAUUUUAUACUUGUUAUUAUUGCUAGUUUUGGUUACAUAUAUUACGGCGAAGGAGGAGGACGUCUCGCCCUUGAACCUCUGAGAGCAGAGAUGUACACAACAAGUACUGAUUCUUGGAAAGAGAUCAAGAUUGCCAAUUUGGAGAACGAAACUACUAUGUUCCGGCCUUAUCAUUUCCAACUGUAUCACGAGGGCAACUGUUACGCGUUGGCAAUGGAAGUCAAGAAGGAAUUCAUGGAAUCAUAUGACAGCCUCGAGGAUUAUGGAAGGGAAGCAAUCGUUUGGUUCGACACCAGAGAUUGGGUUUUCCAUACUGCAUUGACUCCUGAUUCUUUGUAUGUAUAUCCAGCGCAUGACUUCACUCUUACAGUGUGGAACAACUGCGUUGCUCUUUUUGGCUAUCAUCGUCCAAGAACUAAACCCUGGUUUGAUGAGGAAGAAAGCCAACACUUCGCAAUUUGGGUGAUGGGUGAUUUUGAUGGUUUCACUUUGUCAUGGAUAAAGCAAAUGACCGUGGACAUCGCGGACUCGCCUCUCACAUUGGCACUUUGGGAGAGCAAUCGGUCUGUUUUGAUCUCCCCGCGUGUGCGAAUAGCCCUGUACAGCUUUGCAACCAAAUCGUACACCUAUCUUCCGAUAUAUGCUGCUGAUUAUUUCUACGCAUUUCCCUUAGUAAGUAGCUUAAUUCCACUCAGUAGGGACCUAGUUUGUGACGAUACUCCUUAA
Molecule: messenger RNA, 1260 nt
Organism: Argentina anserina (silverweed cinquefoil)
Lineage: Eukaryota; Viridiplantae; Streptophyta; Magnoliopsida; Rosales; Rosaceae
Product: F-box protein At4g22390-like
Exons: 1
Coding region: 1-1260 (419 amino acids)
Molecular function (GO): protein binding
Source: RefSeq, a predicted model, not a curated record